CAUUUCCUUCUUCGUCAGCCUCCCUUCAAUCGCCAUUUUCCCCAGUAAGGCUCCCCUUGUUUUUUUCCGUCUCGCUUUUACUACGCGGCGGCGGUGCGAACGGCAGGGGCAUCUUCGGCACCAGCGGCAGCGCCAUCGGCGGCGGGCCAGCACCGCGGGGGCAGCGCCGCGCUCCGCUCCUCACCCGCCCGGGGCUCCCCGGCGGCGGCAGCGGCGGCUUCGGGGCUCAUCCCCGGGCCGGCGCUUAUGCAAGGGCUCCUCCUCGCCCCUUCUCCGCGGGCCGAGGGCGAGCGGGGCCGAGGUGGGGCCGCAGCGCGGGGCACGGCGGAGCGGAGGCGCGGAGCGGAGCCGCCGGGCGCCGGGAAAUAAAGGGCGGCGGAGAGGCGGCGCCGGCCGCGGAGAGCGAGCAGCGAGCACAACAAGCAGCGCCUGGAGCCACAGCGUGCGGGGAGAUGUCAAACGUCCGCAUUUCUAAUGGGAGCCCUACCCUGGAGCGCAUGGAGGCCAGGCAGUCGGAGUACCCGAAGCCGUCAGCGUGCAGGAACCUCUUCGGGCCGGUGAACCACGAAGAGCUCAACAGGGAGCUGAAGAAACACCUGCAGGAGAUGGAGGAGGCGUACCAGAGGAAGUGGAAUUUCGAUUUCCAGAAUCACAGGCCGCUGGAAGGCAGGUACGAGUGGCAAGCCGUGGAGAAGGGGAGCUCGCCCGACUUCUACUUCAGACCCCCCCGGCUACGGAAAGCCGUCUGCAAGUCCGCCGGCCGCCAGAGCUUGGAUGUAAACGGGAAUUGCCAAAGCGUGGUUUUUGUCGGUUCUCAGGGAAUCUCAGAGGACACUCACUGUGUAGCUCAAAAGACUGAUGUUUCAGAAAAUCAGACGGACUUAGCAGAGCAGUGCACUGCCCAGAGGAAAAGACCCGCGGCCGAUGAUUCCUCUCCUCAAAAUAAAAGAGCCAACACAACAGAAGAAGAGGUUUCAGAAGACUCCCCCAGUGCCAGUUCAGUGGAGCAAACACCCAAGAAAUCAAGCCCGGGAAGACAUCAAACGUAAAGCGUUUAGAGCGGAGGAUGUGCGCGUCCUCGUUCGUCGGGUGCGGCGGGCGGCGAUGAAGCGAGGAAGAUGUAAAGUUGUAGUGGGAAAGGAAAAAAAAAUACAUAUCGCCGAUCUCCGGGGGAUGGAGGUCCUGUACAAGCACUGAAAAAAAGAAAAAAAAAAAAAAAGAACAGAAACAAAACAACAGCAACAAAAAGCAAACAAUAACACUAAAUUUUAGGCACUCUUAAAAGACCUGCCUCUAAAAGCAUUGGAUGUAGCAUUGUGCAAUUAGGUGUUUCCUUAUUUGCUUCAUUGUACUACCUGUGUAUAUAGUUUUUACCUUAUGUAGCACAUAAAACUUGUUGGGAGGGGGGAGGGACUGGAAGAGGGUGACCAUUGGAACUUGCUUUCACAAUCUAGCAAGCAAAGAAAUCUAUGAAGAGAAGCAGUGUAGGUUUUUUAUUACUUAAAGAUGUAUUGUCCCUUUAAGUGGGUCCACAGUGUUUUUCUCUUUUUCUUUUUUUUUUUAAUUUUUAAAUUUUUUUUUAGAUUUUUUUUAAUGUAUCAUCAUGGUAACUGUUCAGAGCAGAUUAUUGUGAAAUUUUUUUCUACGGCAUUAAGCUGAAGAGGUGGGAGCUGUGAUGAUUCCGUUAUGUAGUAGCGAAAAUUCCCCACUGCCCUCCCCCCCACUAAAUCCAUAUACCAAAACUGAUAGCCUGUAAAAAGUUGUGUAAAAUCUUCCCACCUGAUUACACUGCCUGAUUUUUUUUUUUUUUUUUAACCUAAUCUGGAAGGCUUUUGCUCUGAGUCUGGAAUAUUGUUGUUUUCUGAUCUGACCCGCUUCCCGAAGUGUUUGUGUGUGAGAGGAAAAGGGAUACUACAUCUUUAAACAGUAUUUCUACGUUGCCUGUGUACUUGUAUGUAAAAAUAAAAAAAAAAGUUUGAAGUGUACCUGUGUACAUAACUCUGUAAAGACACUGAGAAAGUAUACUAAUUUAUUUAUGGUCAAAGAUUUUUUUUAAUCUAGAAGACAAUAUUUUUUCCCCAUAAAGCCAAAGUGGCAUGUUUUUGUGCAUUUGUAAAUGCUCUAUUUGGUAGACUUUUUAGAGGGUUUUUUCAGUUUGGUUUUUUUUUUUCUCUUUUAUUUUUUCUUUUUUUUUUUUUUUUUUCUUUUUCUCGUAAUUAAUAUGGCUGUGCUUAAAAGAUUGCAGACUGAGCCAAUUUAAUUUUUUUUUGUAAUGUGUGGGGAAAAAAAAUCCAGAUUGAUAUUGUUUCACAUCAAGCAAUCAAUAAAGUAAACUGCCAUAUAUAAGAAAUAUGGUCUUCA
Molecule: messenger RNA, 2361 nt
Organism: Catharus ustulatus (Swainson's thrush)
Lineage: Eukaryota; Metazoa; Chordata; Aves; Passeriformes; Turdidae
Gene: CDKN1B
Product: cyclin dependent kinase inhibitor 1B
Exons: 3
Coding region: 453-1049 (198 amino acids)
Biological process (GO): regulation of cell cycle; negative regulation of cell population proliferation; G1/S transition of mitotic cell cycle
Cellular component (GO): nucleus; cytoplasm
Molecular function (GO): protein-folding chaperone binding; cyclin-dependent protein serine/threonine kinase inhibitor activity
Source: RefSeq, a predicted model, not a curated record